AUGGCUGAAGAUAAACUUUAUGAAUUUGAAACUAAAAAUAAAAAGAAUGAUGAUUCAAUAGAUAUUAUUGAUAAAUUAGCUGACAUUGUUAAUUAUCUUAACAUUGAUGGUCAAAUGUUGUUGAAACCAUCAAAAAUUGAUUUACAAAAUGAAAUGAAAUUUGAACAGAGGGCAGAGCAAAUAAUUAAACGCCAUCGUCGUCACGACCAAAUUAUAGUUGAAGAUAACGCAGUAAAUGAAUUACAAAAAUAUAUUAAUGUCAUAACAAAUGAUUUGGACAACAAAUUGAACAAAAAAGGUAUUUCAGAGUUAGCAUCGAAGGAUAUUACUGAGAUGUAUGAUUGUCUAAUGAAUGUUAAAAUGUUGAUCUUAAAAAGUUCAAAAAAUGACAAGUCCCUAAAAGACUUUAUAAAGUUAAAUAAAGUAAAGAUUUAG
Metopolophium dirhodum (rose-grain aphid) is the source of this 435-nucleotide messenger RNA. RefSeq lists its product as uncharacterized. The coding region runs from base 1 to 435 and encodes 144 amino acids. The transcript is spliced from 3 exons. NCBI's taxonomy places the organism in Eukaryota, Metazoa, Arthropoda, Insecta, Hemiptera, Aphididae. The record is from RefSeq and is a predicted model, not a curated record.